Molecule: messenger RNA, 1530 nt
Organism: Chaetomium fimeti
Lineage: Eukaryota; Fungi; Ascomycota; Sordariomycetes; Sordariales; Chaetomiaceae
Exons: 1
Source: RefSeq, a predicted model, not a curated record
AUGCCGGAACUUUUGUUUGUAAACAAAAACCAGUCGUCCGGCAUCCUGACGCGUAGCAAGGCGGGCGAGAAAUCUCGCAUCCUCCGGCACGUGCAAAACCGCCGGCGCAAAGAUGAAGCCCGCAAGAAGCUGGAAGCACAGAUGGCUCAGCCAUCGUCUUUGUCCGCCGCCAUAGCCUCCUCCGAGUUCUGGGCCUCCCGCCAAACCCAACAACCCAACAGCGACGACGACUACAUGGCAAAAUCUGACUCCGGGUGGAGGGGCAGCGGGGUUGGAAGCAAUCGAAGCACGACGUCUCUCGUGUUAUUCUACCCAACCCACAACAGCAGCGACCCUUUCUACAGUACCGUAGUCGGCCGCGACGCCGGGUCGCACGCCAUGCUGCAGCUAUCCUUUGGCAAAGGCGUCAAGAUGACCUUUCUCGCCGAAGCCUUCGCGCCAACCAACAUCUUUCCCCCCUCAACCUCCAUGCGACACGACAGCGUGAUCCAGCACCGCCUCCAACGCUGCAUUGAAGAUGAUCUCCUCAUGUACGCCACCCUCGCAUACGGCUCGAGCUGCGCGGCAUGGAUGUUUGGCAUCCUUGACGACGAACGACCACCCGAAUAUUUCAUCGGCAAAGCCGCCCGCCAAGCGCAACUCCGGCUGGCGAACCUCCAGGGGGAUGAUACAAAAGCCGGUCGUGUGGCUGAUAAGCAGUGGUUCGCGCUGUCCAUCUACGCGCUCGCCAUCACCGAGAUGUGGAACCACAUGCCCGAGCUGUGGGCGAGGUGUCCACCGCGACAGGCCCUGGCGAUGCGAAUCGGCAACCCCGGCAGCCAGGAGACAGCACGCACCCACCUCCGGGCGCUGGUACACUUCGUCCAGGAAGCAGGCGGGUGGGGUGUGUUUGACCCGUACGUCCUGGAAAGCUCGUUGCUGGCCGACAAAUACCUUGCCCUGUGGGAGAUGGCGCCUCCCAUCAUCCCCCUGACGUUUGAUCCGGGUCCGCUUCCCGAGGCACUACGAAAAGUCCUCACGCGGCUGCAUGUGCAUGCAGGUAGUGCGGCGCUGAGCCGGCUGGGACAGAACUUUCUCAACCAUUCAUGUCUUGACGCCACCCUCCGCGUCAUCCUCGCCGAUGUUGCCGACUACGUGCACAUCGCCCGGGGUGCGUGGGCGGAGCUUUCCGUGAUGUCGUCGUCGUUGCAGUCGUGGCUGUUUCUGCGGUUACAGGCGCUGUUCUACCGGCUGUUGCUGCUUGAUAGCCUGCGACCGGUUGACGAGGCCGUGCAGCUGACGGCUUUGACGUUCCUGCUUGCCACAACACAGUAUCAUGGUGCUCGCCUGUCGGCAGAGUCAAAGCCGUGGCGGAUACGGUCGGCGAUGUUGAAUGCCAGAUAUUGGGAUAAUGGAGAGUUUACGGAUGGGCUACGGUUUUGGUGUCUUGCCACUGCUGCCAUGUCGGCUAAGGGACCGACUCAGAAGGAGUGGUUUGUUAGCCGGAUUGUUGAGUUGGUGGAUGGUGAUGGGGUGCGGUUCUCUGACGGG